UAUAUAUCUCGAUCCAUGAAAUUAUAUUUUUAAAUUAUAUCACUUCACCUCCUUAAGAUAUACUUAUUGUUUAUUAAUCAGUUCAUUAUAUAUAAAGAGUACAUAAUCUGAUCUCCCUCUCUCUCUAACUUGGAGAAGUUGUCGAAGAUAUUCUCAUUCUGAAAAGUCAGCGUCCCUGUCUCGUUUCAUCAACCAUUCAUCUUCUUUUUCAGCAACAAAUUCACAAAUUUUCCCCAAGUAAAUAAUCCAACAUCACUGAUCACCCUGUUCUGAAAUAACUACAAAACGAUCGAGAAUUAUAAUAAGACUUCUCUCACGGAUUCCUAAUCAUUUUUUCUAUUUCUUUUUAUUAUUUUUGGAGUUUGUAAAUCUUCCACUGUGUAUAAAUCUCAUAUAUACAUAUAAACACGCAUCAUACUAUCAUAGGUAUAGUAUAUAUUAUGUGCAGCGUCUUUGAGUUACUAGACAUGGACAACUUCCAAGGAGAUCUAACAGACGUUGUACGAGGAAUCGGAUCAGGACACAUGUCAUCAUCCCCUGGACCACCGGAAGGUCCAUCUCCGAGCAGCUUGUCUCCGCCGCCAACAUCAGAUCUCCACGUGGAUUUCCCCUCCGCCGCUGCUUCUACCUACUGUCUAACAAAUCCCUUCGGAGACCCGUUCGUAAGCAUGACAGACCCUCUCAUCCACCUCCCGGCCAACUCCGGCUACUUAUCCGGCGCCGGAGAUAACAAAAGCAACAACAGUUUUGCAAUCUUUCCAAAGGUUUUUGAGGAUGAUCAUAUCAAGAGUCAAUGCAGUGGCUUCCCAAGAAUCAGGAUCACGCAAAGUAACAUCAUCCACGAUGCCUCCACGUGUAAUUCUCCGGCCAUAGCCUCCGCCGCCGCCGCAGCAGCUUCGCCGUGGGGGAUGAUCAACGUUGAUACCACUAACAGUCCAAGAAACUGUUUACUGGUCGAUAAUAAUAACAACACGUCAUCAUCCUCACAGAUUCAGAUCUCUUCUUUCCCUCGGAAUCUCGGCAUAAAGAGAAGGAAGAGCCAGGCAAAGAAAGUGGUGUGCCUACCGGCUCCAGCCGCUAUGAAUAGCCGGUCCAGUGGAGAAGUUGUUCCGUCUGAUCUAUGGGCUUGGCGAAAAUACGGUCAAAAACCCAUCAAAGGUUCUCCUUAUCCAAGGGGUUACUACAGAUGUAGCAGCUCAAAAGGUUGUUCAGCUAGGAAACAAGUCGAACGUAGCCGCACUGAUCCAAACAUGUUAGUCAUUACUUACACCUCUGAGCAUAACCAUCCAUGGCCUACUCAACGCAACGCUCUCGCCGGCUCCACUCGUUCCUCCUCCUCCUCCUCCUCUUUAAACCCUUCUUCCAAAUCCUCAACCGCAGCCGCCACUAGUACUUCUCCCUCAUCCAGAGUUUCCCACGACAACAAUACCAAAAACGAACCAAAUAAUUCCCACUUUCCUUCCUCUUCCACUCUUCCUCCUUAUGUUGCCGCCGCAGUUAAGGAGGAGAACUUGGAAGAGCGUCAGGAAAAUAUGGAGUUCGAUUAUAAUGACGUUGAAGAUACAUAUAGACCGGAGUUGUUGCGAGAGUUUCAACAUCAGCCGGAGGAUUUCUUCGCCGAUCUCGACGAGCUUGAGGGAGAUUCUUUGACCAAAACGACGAUUCCAGACGUUUUUAGUGAUUUCUUUGACUCCUCCUCCUCCUCAAGGUCGUUAUAA
This is a messenger RNA of Arabidopsis lyrata subsp. lyrata, 1718 nucleotides long. Its product is annotated as probable WRKY transcription factor 35. Gene Ontology annotation, cellular component: nucleus. The record is from RefSeq and is a predicted model, not a curated record. Gene Ontology annotation, biological process: regulation of DNA-templated transcription. NCBI's taxonomy places the organism in Eukaryota, Viridiplantae, Streptophyta, Magnoliopsida, Brassicales, Brassicaceae. The transcript is spliced from 3 exons. Gene Ontology annotation, molecular function: transcription cis-regulatory region binding; DNA-binding transcription factor activity. The coding region runs from base 441 to 1718 and encodes 425 amino acids.